UGGGCAGACUUGCCUGACCCAGGGGAGGGGGCCAGGUGGCCCGAGCCCUCUUUCCUGGGUGCAGCAGGCACCACGUCCUCAGGCGCGUUGGCACGGGUUAACAGUGGGCGCCGGCAGGAGGGGCCGUGGGACCGGCAGCAGUGAGGGAGUUAACUGCAGCAGCUGCCUUCUUUCGGCAAGAAAAACUUCCCCUGGAUGCUGUGCUGCUGGCCUCCCGCCAAGGACCAAGCAGGAGCUGAAAACUGGAAGCUGAGGCGUGAGCGACUCUGCCUCCAGAGUGAACGCUGGGGAGCGCAGCAGCCGCCAGCCGCCUGCUGUCUGUCCGCGCGCCCGCCUGUCUGUCUGCUGCCCGCUGUUUAGACCUGUCUGUCUGUCUACCCAUCUGUGAGCCCAUCUCUGUCUGACCAUCCUUCACUUAGUGUCCUCUCUGUCCAUCUGCUUGUCUGUCUCUGACUCCACUUGUCAUCUUUCCAGUCAUCUGUGGGUCCACCUGCAUCUUCUUGUCCAUCCAUCUGUCCAUCUGUCUGGCCGUCUGUCUGCCCACCGGCCUCCCCUCUGCCCCUGGCCGUGGAGCCAUGGCCUGGGGCCAUAGGACCAUGGUCAGCCUGGCCUUGGUGGGGCUGGGACUGGCGCUGGCUGUCAUCGUGCUGGCUGUGCUCCUCUCUCACCACCAGGCCCGCUGUGGCCCCCCAGCCUUUGCCCAUGCUGCGGUGGCUGCUGACUCCAAGGUCUGCUCGGACAUUGGACGAGCCAUCCUCCAGCGGCAGGGCUCACCUGUGGACGCCACCAUAGCAGCUCUGGUCUGCACUGGCAUCGUCAACCCUCAGAGCAUGGGCCUUGGCGGAGGGGUCAUCUUUACCAUCUACAAUGCAACAACAGGGAAGGUGGACAUCAUCAACGCCCGGGAGACAGUGCCGUCCAGAUCCCCACCUGGCCUGCUGGGCCAGUGCGCCACAGCCCAGCCACUGGGCACAGGGACCCAGUGGAUUGGGGUGCCCGGGGAGCUCCGCGGCUACGCCGAGGCCCACCGCCGCCACGGCCGCCUGCCCUGGGCACAGCUGUUCCAGCCCACCAUCGCACUGCUCCGAGGGGGCCACCGCGUGCCCCCCGUCCUCAGCCAGUUCCUGAACCACAGCUUCCUGCGGCCUGCCCUGCAAGUGUCCAGCCUGAGGCAGCUCUUCUUCAACGGGACAGAACCGCUGAGGCCUCAGGACCCACUCCCGUGGCCUGCGCUGGCCACCACCCUGGAGACGGUGGCCAUGGAGGGUGCGGAGGCCUUCUACACAGGCAGGCUGGGCCGCAUGCUGGUGGAGGACGCUGCCCAGGAAGGGAGCAUUCUGACCCUGCGGGACCUGGCCGAGUUCCAGCCUGAAGUGGUGGACGCGCUGCAGGUGCCCGUGGGGGACUACACGCUGUACUCGCCGCCGCCGCCUGCAGGGGGCGCCAUUCUCGGCUUCGUCCUCAACGUGCUGAGAGGGUUCAACUUCUCGGCAGAGUCGGUGGCCAGCCCCGAGGGAAGCGUGAACAUGUACCACCACCUCGUGGAGACGCUCAAGUUUGCCGAGGGGCAGAGGUGGCGGCUGUGGGACCCUCGCAGCCACCCAGAGGUCCAGAACGCCUCCCGAGACCUGCUGGGAGAGGCUUUUGCACAGCACAUCCGCCAGCAGAUCGAUGGCCGUGGGGACCACCAGCCCAGCCACUACCACCUGGCCGGGCCCUGGGGCCACAGGAUGGGCACAGCCCACGUGUCUGUGCUGGCGGAGGACGGCAGUGCCGUGGCAGCCACCAGCACCAUCAACACACCCUUUGGAGCGAUGGUGUACUCACCGCAGACAGGCAUCCUCCUCAACAACGAGCUCCUUGACUUAUGCUGGAGACACCGCCCAGGCUCCAGCGUCACCCCCCAACCCGUUCCAGGUGAACGGCCCCCAUCGUCCAUGGUUCCCUCCAUCUUGAUCAAUGAAGCCCAGGGGUCGAAGCUGGUGAUUGGUGGGGCUGGCGGGGAGCUCAUCAUCUCUGCCGUGGCCCAGGCCAUCAUGAACAAACUGUGGCUUGGCUUUGACCUGAGAGCGGCCAUUGCAGCCCCCAUCCUGCACGUCGACAGCGAGGGCCAUGUGUCGUACGAGCCAAACUUCAGCCAGGAGGUGCAGAGGGGGCUCAGAGGCCGUGGCCAGAGCCAGGCCCUGAGGCCCCACUUCCUGAACGUGGUGCAGGCCGUGUCCCGGGAGGGCGCCUGCGUCUACGCUGCAUCGGACGUGAGGAAGCAUGGGGAGGCCACGGGCUACUGAAGAGACUGCUCUGCCCAGAUCUGGGACCUGGCCAGCAGUUAGCCCUGCACCCAGGCGGGAUGUGGCCAGGGGACCAAGCACUCUGGUAGUAUCUGUACCGCUGGCUGGGGUCCAGCUGGGACUGGAAGAGGUGGGGAUCAGCCUCGAAGAUGGACAACGAUGGGGGCUGGGCCUCACACUCUACCCCCUCCCUGGGCCCCUUGUGGCCCUGUCCACCCACCCCUGUCCCUCCACAGGCCUCUGGCCGGGUCACUCGCCCACCCUCCCUACAUGUAGAUCCCCCAGUCCAAGAUUAAAGA
This is a messenger RNA of Propithecus coquereli (Coquerel's sifaka), 2587 nucleotides long. It is a transcript of the gene GGT5, whose product is annotated as gamma-glutamyltransferase 5. The record is from RefSeq and is a predicted model, not a curated record. Lineage: Eukaryota; Metazoa; Chordata; Mammalia; Primates; Indriidae. Gene Ontology annotation, biological process: glutathione catabolic process. Bases 576 to 2288 code for a protein of 570 amino acids. The transcript has 12 exons. Gene Ontology annotation, molecular function: glutathione gamma-glutamate hydrolase.